AUGGCUACGUUUGAUUCGGACGGUUGGGACGACAUCAGGACUGCGACUAACAUCGAUGAUGUCACGAAUCAAAUGGACAGAGUAUCUAUUCAACUAGAUGACGCAGUCGGCCGACCGCAUACGAACUUUCGCGAUCAAUUUGGAGUCAUCGAACGGGAUGGCGGUUGUUUUGCUUCCAAACGACUUGUCGAGGAAUAUGUCGAGCGGUUCGCGGGUAAAAGCUUCGUGGUGGGAUGUGCCUACGACCUCUACAGCGAUAUGUUCCUUAUGGCCACAAGAAGCAAUAUUUCUUACAAAGACGGAAUCGAACGCCCAUUCCCCGCAACAAUACCUUUGUCGGAUAGAAGUAUCUAUGAAGCCGAUAAGGACGAUACAUUAAACGGCCCCACAGACGUCGCUAUUUUGGAAGCGGGCUCCGAAUACGCGGCCGUGUGCGGAAACAGGAUUAUCCGCUUGAUGUACUCAAACGAAGUCGGCAAGGAGGGGUUCCAAGCAACAGACAUUAUGAGUAGAGCCUGUGGUCGUUCACAAUUUCGAGGGAUCGCUGCUGAUUCAACGCAACGCCUCGUAUUUACUUAUUCGUUUGUCGAGCGACAAAUUCUUUGUGUCGAUGCUGAUGGUUUGGAUAAGGUGAUCUCGGCGAUAGGGUAUUUACCCGUACCAGAAACGUCCAUGCGGUUUGGAAGCGUGUGCUUUAUGGCCUACAACCCUACGAAACGAAUGCUAGUCACAUCGGAUCUCGGCUUCGGAAAGCGAGAAGGACGUGGAAACCUCAACCGUGCACUUAUCAGAACCUUUACGCUCUCCGAGAGCCGACAACUCGAAAAGAGUGGCGAGUACUUUGUCCCGGGAGUUCCCCCAAGGAAUGUGACGCCAGGCUUUAUUCAAUAUAGCUCGGGAAUCCUGGUUGACAAUGAGGGCUGGAUAGUAAUUGGAGACGCGGACCGAGGGACUCUUCAUUUGUUUGACGAACAGUUGCGGCCCAAAUGCGUCGUCACGUUGCCGAGCAGCAAGCAUGAACAUAGGAAGCCAUACAUUACGGGAAUCGCUCUAUCGGCUACCCACGCGGCCAUCGCCAGUUCCAGUACACGACAAGUGCAUUUUUACAGCUUUCAGCUAGUCACGGAUCUUAAUGUCCUGCCGCCACAUGGGUUCGCACUGCACCAUCCGCCUUUGCCUAUUUUUAUCUAC
This is a messenger RNA of Mesorhabditis spiculigera, 1191 nucleotides long. Lineage: Eukaryota; Metazoa; Nematoda; Chromadorea; Rhabditida; Rhabditidae. The record is from the annotation of a GenBank genome assembly.